This is a messenger RNA of Exophiala oligosperma, 8005 nucleotides long. RefSeq names its product pre-mRNA-processing-splicing factor 8. Lineage: Eukaryota; Fungi; Ascomycota; Eurotiomycetes; Chaetothyriales; Herpotrichiellaceae. Gene Ontology annotation, biological process: spliceosomal tri-snRNP complex assembly; mRNA splicing, via spliceosome. Bases 252 to 7895 code for a protein of 2547 amino acids. Gene Ontology annotation, cellular component: U5 snRNP; catalytic step 2 spliceosome. The record is from RefSeq and is a predicted model, not a curated record. Gene Ontology annotation, molecular function: protein binding; U2 snRNA binding; pre-mRNA intronic binding. The transcript has 3 exons.
GAAAUCCUGAAAAACAUCAAUCCAUCAGCACGCCUUUGUUCCUCUGGGGUUCACUGUAGGUGGAUGGCCGUUGCGACAUAAUCAAUCCUGAUCAAGCUUGCUCUCUCGGCCAAAAGCAGAGGGUAGAGCUGUCUGCGUGGUUGGUAAAUGGUAAGAAUUCUACCAAUGCACUUUCUCGGCUAGGACAGUACGAUUCAUCUUUUCCCUUUCCUUCGUCGCAAUAGUCACCUUCAGCCGCCUGAAGACACGGGAUGGCUUCAAUACCCCCUCCUCCGCCUCCAGGAUGGAGUGCCGGCGCUCCUCCCCCGCCGCCUCCUGGCAUGGCGCCUCCUCCGCCGGGUUAUCGUCCGCCGCCAGACCCUCGGAUCGCCAAAUUCGCCCAGAAGAAGAAAGAAUGGCUCCGGAGCCAGCGCAACCGCUUCAGCGAGAAGCGCAAGGGUGGUUUCGUCGAGACGCAAAAGGCCGAUAUGCCGCCCGAACAUUUGAGGAAGAUUGUCAAGGAUAUCGGUGAUGUCAGUCAGAAAAAGUUCAGCAGCGACAAGCGCAGUUAUCUUGGUGCGUUGAAGUACAUGCCACACGCUGUGUUCAAGCUCCUGGAGAACAUGCCGAUGCCCUGGGAGAGUGCGAGAGAAGUGAAGGUGUUGUACCACGUCAAUGGAUGUCUGACGUUGGUCAACGAAACGCCUCGAGUAAUCGAGCCCGUCUUUCACGCGCAAUGGGCCACGAUGUGGGUGAGCAUGAGACGGGAAAAGAGCGACAGACGACACUUCAAGCGCAUGCGAUUCCCACCUUUCGACGACGAAGAGCCGCCUCUGUCGUGGUCCGAGAACAUUGAAGAUGUCGAACCUCUCGAGCCGAUUCAGAUGGAGUUGGACGAGAAUGAAGACGGUCCCGUCUACGAGUGGUUCUACGAACACCGGCCGCUGCUCGACACUCCCCACGUCAAUGGGCCGAGUUACAAAAAGUGGAAUCUGUCACUGCCACAGAUGGCGACGCUGUAUCGGUUAUCUCAUCAGUUGCUCAGUGACGUUGUCGACAAGAACUAUUUCCACAUGUUCGACCGGGAAAGCUUCUUCACCGCAAAAGCUCUGAACGUUGCAAUUCCUGGUGGACCACGCUUUGAACCUCUUUACAAGGAUAUUGAUCCGAAUGACGAAGAUUUUGGCGAGUUCAACGCUAUCGAUCGCAUCAUUUUCAGAGCACCCAUCCGGACGGAAUACAGAGUGGCGUUCCCAUACCUCUACAACUCUCUGCCGCGCAGCGUCAAAAUCUCUUGGUACUCUCAUCCCCAGGUCGUCUAUGUUCGAUCCGAAGACCCCAACCUGCCAGCAUUCUACUUCGACCCUGUCAUCAACCCUAUCUCUUCGCGGUCGGUAGCACCAAAGAACAUCACCGUGAGUCAUGAGGACGAGAUCUUUGGGGCAGGGAACAACGAGGACGACGAAUUUGAGCUUCCUGGAAAUGUGGAACCUUUCCUUGCCGACGAGGAGCUGUACAACAAUGACACAUCAUCUGCCAUCGCAUUGUGGUGGGCUCCCUUCCCAUUCGACCGCCGAUCCGGGAAAAUGGUUCGUGCUCAGGAUGUGCCGCUUGUCAAGCAGUGGUACCUCGAGCAUUGCCCUCCAGGCCAGCCGGUCAAAGUCAGAGUCUCGUAUCAGAAGCUCUUGAAGUCAUUUGUCCUGAACGAAUUACAUAAGAAGAAGCCAAAAGCACAGAACAAGCAGGAUCUUCUGAAGACCCUGAAGCAGACCAAGUUCUUCCAACAGACCACUAUCGACUGGGUUGAAGCCGGUCUACAAGUGUGCCGACAAGGUUUCAACAUGCUAAAUUUACUCAUUCACCGCAAGAACUUGACAUACCUCCAUCUCGACUACAAUUUCAACCUUAAGCCCGUCAAGACGCUGACGACAAAGGAACGAAAGAAGUCAAGAUUCGGCAAUGCUUUCCACUUGAUGCGUGAAAUCCUCAGAUUGACCAAGCUCAUUGUGGACGCUCAAGUUCAGUACAGACUGGGCAACAUUGAUGCUUUCCAACUUGCCGAUGGUAUCUUGUAUGCCUUCAACCACGUUGGACAGCUGACGGGGAUGUACCGAUACAAGUACAAGCUCAUGCACCAGAUCCGAUCAUGCAAAGAUCUGAAGCACUUAAUUUACUACCGCUUCAACUCUGGCCCUGUCGGUAAAGGUCCCGGAUGUGGUUUCUGGGCACCUUCGUGGCGCGUCUGGCUGUUCUUCAUGAGAGGCAUCAUCCCUCUUUUGGAAAGAUGGCUCGGUAACCUGUUGUCCAGACAGUUCGAAGGCCGACACAGUAAGGGCGUCGCUAAGACUGUCACAAAACAACGUGUUGAAUCACAUUUCGAUCUGGAGUUGCGUGCUUCGGUCAUGGCUGAUCUGAUGGAUAUGAUGCCGGAGGGUAUCAGACAGAACAAGGUCAACACCGUCCUUCAGCAUCUUUCAGAAGCAUGGCGUUGCUGGAAGAGUAACAUCCCAUGGAAAGUGCCUGGCCUGCCCGCACCAAUUGAGAACAUCAUCUUGCGAUACGUCAAGAGUAAGGCCGAUUGGUGGAUCUCAGUGGCGCACUACAACAGAGAACGAAUUCGAAGAGGUGCCACUGUCGACAAGACCGUUGCGAAGAAGAAUCUUGGCCGUCUGACUAGAUUGUGGCUCAAAGCUGAACAAGAAAGACAGCACAAUUACCUCAAGGAUGGUCCUUACGUGUCGUCCGAAGAGGCGGUGGCCAUCUAUACCACCACUGUUCACUGGCUCGAAUCGCGCAAGUUCAUGCCUAUUCCGUUCCCAAGCGUUUCCUACAAGCAUGACACAAAGAUCCUCAUUCUUGCUCUCGAAAGACUAAGAGAAGCAUACUCGGUCAAAGGAAGAUUGAACCAAAGUCAACGAGAGGAGCUUGCUCUCAUUGAGCAGGCGUACGACUCCCCCGGAACCACCCUUGCAAGAAUCAAGCGCUUCUUGCUCACUCAGCGAGCCUUUAAAGAAGUUGGCAUUGAUAUGAACGACAACUACAGCUCCAUCAAUCCUGUUUAUGACGUUGAGCCGAUCGAGAAGAUCACCGAUGCAUAUCUCGAUCAAUAUCUCUGGUACCAAGCUUCUGAGCGCAAGCUGUUCCCAUCAUGGGUUAAACCGUCAGAUUCAGAGGUUCCACCACUGUUGGUUUACAAGUGGGCUCAAGGUAUCAACAACCUGACCAACGUCUGGGAGACUGCCGAUGGCGAGUGCAAUGUGAUGAUUGAGACUCAAUUGUCCAAGGUCUAUGAGAAGAUCGAUCUUACUCUACUCAACCGUCUUCUGAGGUUGAUCAUGGAUCACAACUUGGCUGAUUAUAUCACGUCCAAGAACAACGUCCAGCUGAACUACAAGGACAUGAAUCAUACCAACAGCUAUGGUCUGAUCAGAGGUCUACAAUUCUCGGGCUUCGUGUUCCAGUACUACGGCCUGGUUAUUGACCUGCUUCUUCUCGGUCUUCAACGGGCCAGUGAACUUGCAGGACCACCUAAUGCACCAAAUGACUUCUUGCAAUUCCGUGACAGAGAAACAGAGACGAGACAUCCUAUUCGACUGUACACUCGUUACAUCGAUAAGAUCUGGGUCUUCCUCAGAUUCAGUGCCGAAGACUCGAAAGACCUGAUUCAACGAUUCUUGACCGAGCAGCCUGACCCCAACUUCGAGAACGUCAUUGGGUACAGGAAUAAGAAAUGUUGGCCUCGCGACUCCCGAAUGAGGCUCAUGAGACACGAUGUCAACCUCGGUCGGGCGGUAUUCUGGGAUCUCAAGAACAGAUUGCCUCGUUCCAUUACCACAAUCGAAUGGGACGACACGUUCGCUAGCGUAUACUCGCGCGACAACCCGAACCUGUUGUUCUCUAUGUGCGGGUUCGAAGUCAGGAUCUUGCCCAAGAUCAGAAAUCCCAAUGACGAAUUCCCAAUCAAGGACAGCGUUUGGGCUCUUGCCAACAAUGAGACCAAAGAACGCACUGCAUAUGCGUUCUUGCAAGUCACCGAGGAAGACAUUCAGAAGUUCAACAACCGUAUCAGACAAAUCUUGAUGUCUUCAGGUAGUACCACUUUCACCAAGAUUGCGAACAAGUGGAACACGACUUUGAUCGCACUCUUCACGUACUACAGAGAAGCUGCUGUGUCAACGGUGAACUUGUUGGACACAAUUGUCAAGUGCGAGACGAAGAUCCAGACUCGUGUCAAGAUUGGCCUGAACUCCAAGAUGCCUUCUCGAUUCCCACCGGCAGUCUUCUAUACCCCCAAGGAACUUGGUGGUCUCGGCAUGAUCUCCGGUUCUCAUAUCCUCAUCCCUACCAGUGACAAGCGAUGGUUCAAACAGACUGAUACUGGCGUCACACACUAUCGUGCUGGUAUGUCUCACGACGAGGAAACGCUAAUUCCCAACAUCUUCCGUUACGUGGCCCCCUGGCAAAGUGAAUUCAUCGAUUCACAACGUGUGUGGACCGAAUAUUCCCAAAAGAGACUAGAGGCUCAACAACAGAACCGAAGACUGACACUCGAGGAUUUGGAGGAUUCGUUCGACAGAGGUUUGCCAAGAAUCAACACCCUCUUCCAAAAGGAUAGAAGCACAUUGUCCUUUGACAAGGGUUUCCGAGCCCGGACUGAGUUCAAGCAGUACCAGAUCAUGAAGAGCAACCCCUUCUGGUGGACUAGUCAGCGACAUGACGGUAAACUCUGGAAUCUCAAUUCGUACAGAACCGAUGUCAUCCAGGCACUCGGUGGUGUCGAGACUAUUCUUGAACAUACCUUGUUCAAGGCAACAGCAUUCCCGUCCUGGGAAGGUCUCUUUUGGGAGAGAGCUUGUCUUGCUAAUGGAACUCUACUUCUGCGGUAUGACGGCUACAAGGUUGCAGUUGAAGAUGUCAAAGAGGGCGAUUUACUUCUUGGUCCUGACGGUGGCCCUCGCCGCGCGUUCAAUAUCGUGAAUGGCUCCGAUCGGCUGUAUCGCAUCAAGAUGGGCUCUCUCAUGGAAGAUCUUGUUGUGACUCCUAACCAUAUCCUAGUACUGCACCGGGAGAAGACUGAAGCCGUAAUCCUAGAAAAUUCUGCUGAGAAGGCCUCUGCCGCUGACCGCUUCGACACUGUUGAAUUGACUGCUGCUGAUUUUGCAGCUCUGGAUUCGGCCGAGCAAGCGAGCUAUCAACUGUUCCGAUCUCCUGAAUAUGAGCAGAAAGUCCCCACAUCCGGCACUCUGGCCGAGAUACCGUCCCUUCUCGCGCGGAAGCAGACCUGCGAUCGUCUCGUCCCGGAGAUGCAUGACUUCAAGAUUGAAAGCAUAUCACUCGAAGCCGAGCCAAUGGAAUGGUCUGGAUUCAGGGUCGACAAGGACCAGCUGUACUUGCGAUAUGAUUAUCUCGUCCUUCACAAUUCUGGUUUCGAGGAAUCGAUGAAGUACAAAAAGCUCACCAACGCUCAGCGAUCCGGUUUGAAUCAAAUCCCCAAUCGACGAUUCACUUUGUGGUGGUCACCGACCAUUAACAGAGCCAACGUAUACGUCGGUUUCCAAGUCCAACUUGAUCUCACAGGCAUUUUCCUUCACGGAAAGAUUCCCACAUUGAAGAUUUCAUUGAUCCAGAUCUUCCGAGCACAUUUGUGGCAGAAGAUCCACGAGUCUGUUGUCAUGGAUUUGUGCCAGGUAUUUGACCAGGAACUGGAGCAGCUUGGUAUCGAGACUGUACAGAAAGAGACUAUUCAUCCUCGAAAGUCAUAUAAGAUGAACAGUUCUUGUGCAGACAUCCUGUUAUUUGCCAGUCACAAAUGGAACGUCACGCGACCAUCGCUUCUCUUUGAUACCAAGGACCAAAUUGAAGCCACUACUACAAACAAAAUGUGGCUCGACGUCCAAUUGAGGUACGGAGACUAUGACUCCCACGAUAUCGAACGUUACGUCCGUGCGAAGUAUCUCGAUUACACCACGGAUAGCAUGAGUAUCUAUCCUUCGGCAACUGGGUUGAUGAUCGGUAUCGAUUUGGCUUACAACCUUUACUCGGCUUACGGCCAGUACUUCCCAGGUCUGAAGGCUCUGGUUCAGCAAGCCAUGGCCAAGAUCAUGAAGGCGAAUCCUGCCCUUUAUGUCCUGCGUGAACGUAUCAGAAAGGGUCUUCAAUUGUAUGCCUCGGAAAGCACGCAAGAGUUCUUGAAUUCUCAGAACUACUCCGAGUUGUUCAGCAACCAGACUCAACUGUUCAUUGACGAUACGAAUGUCUAUCGGGUCACCAUUCACAAGACAUUCGAAGGUAACUUGACAACAAAGCCUAUCAACGGCGCAAUCUUCAUCUUCAAUCCCAGAACUGGUCAACUCUUCUUGAAGAUCAUCCAUACCAGUGUAUGGGCUGGUCAGAAACGUCUCGGUCAACUGGCCAAGUGGAAGACGGCUGAAGAAGUAGCAGCGCUUAUCAGAUCCCUGCCUGUGGAAGAACAACCAAAGCAGCUCAUUGUCACUCGCAAGGGUCUUCUUGAUCCACUCGAAGUUCACUUGUUGGAUUUCCCGAAUAUUUCGAUUAGAGCGUCAGAGCUCCAACUGCCCUUCCAAGCCGCAAUGAAAGUCGAAAAGCUGGCCGACAUGAUUCUGCAAGCUAAAGAACCACAGAUGGUGCUCUUCAACUUGUACGAUGAGUGGUUGAAGACCAUAUCGUCGUAUACUGCCUUUUCGAGACUGAUCCUGCUUCUGCGAGCAUUGCAUGUCAAUACGGACAAGACCAAGCUGCUCCUGAGACCCGACAAGACCGUCAUUACCCAGGCCCAUCACAUUUGGCCUUCGUUGUCUGAUGAGGACUGGGUCAAGGUAGAAGUGCAGCUUCGAGAUAUGAUCCUGAAUGAUUAUGGCAAGAAGAACAAUGUCAAUGUCCAGAGUUUAACCAACAGCGAAAUCAGGGAUAUCAUUCUUGGUCAAGAAAUCGCAGCGCCGUCAAUGCAACGACAACAAGCCGCCGAGAUUGAGAAGCAACAACAAGAUCAGCAGCAGUUGACCGCUGUGACCACCAAGACCCAAAAUGUUCGUGGUGAGGAGAUCAUCGUGACGACGACAUCUCAGUAUGAGCAACAGUCGUUUGCGUCCAAGACUGAAUGGCGUACUCGAGCCAUUGCCACGACCAAUCUCCGGAAUCGUUCGAACAACAUUUACAUCUCGAGCGACGACAUCCAUGAAGCCGAGGAUGCUUACACAUACAUCAUGCCGAAGAACACGUUGAAGAAGUUCAUUGCAAUCGCAGACUUGCGUGUCCAGGUAGCCGGAUAUCUGUACGGUUCAUCACCGCCCGACAAUGACCAAGUCAAGGAGAUCCGGACGAUUGUCAUGAUGCCUCAGGUCGGAAGUACUCGCGAGGUUCAAUUGCCUCACCAGCUGCCCCAACAUGAGUACUUGAAGAGUAUGGAGCCGUUGGGUAUCAUCCACACGACCUCGGGCAAUGAAACAAGCUACAUGACACCCGGGGACGUGACGCAACAUGCUCGCUUGAUGGCUCAACAUUCGUCUUGGGACAAGAAGACAAUCACUCUGACUGUGAGCUUCACGCCCGGAUCGGUCUCGUUGUCGGCUUGGUCCCUCACACCCGCCGGGUACACGUGGGGUGCCAGCAACAAGGACACCCAGUCCGACAAUCCUGUCGGGUUCUCGACGUCGUUUGGAGUCAAGACGCAACUUCUCCUGUCGGACAAGAUCAGGGGUUACUUUUUGGUCCCUGAGACCGAGGUUUGGAAUUACAGUUUCAUGGGCGCAGGAUUCUCUUCGGUAGAAAAGAGACCGGUCUAUGUCAAGAUCGACACGCCGAGGCGGUUUUACGAUGAUAGGCACCGGCCUAUUCAUUUUAGCAGUUUCAAUGAGCUGGAGGAUAUUUGGGCUGAUAGGGAGGAUGUUUUUGCUUAGGAUUUCCAAAAAGGUUUUGGCGAGCAUAUUUUUAUAGGCAUGUAUAUGUACAUGAGCGUAUUUUAUGUUCUAUGAUAGUGUGUCAUGCGAUAAGUGUAGUCUGUAUGGAA